This is a messenger RNA of Patiria miniata (bat star), 2436 nucleotides long. RefSeq names its product 26S proteasome regulatory subunit 7 (gene psmc2). Gene Ontology annotation, biological process: proteasome-mediated ubiquitin-dependent protein catabolic process. The coding region runs from base 105 to 1409 and encodes 434 amino acids. The record is from RefSeq and is a predicted model, not a curated record. The transcript has 12 exons. Gene Ontology annotation, molecular function: proteasome-activating activity; ATP binding; ATP hydrolysis activity. NCBI's taxonomy places the organism in Eukaryota, Metazoa, Echinodermata, Asteroidea, Valvatida, Asterinidae. Gene Ontology annotation, cellular component: proteasome regulatory particle, base subcomplex.
UUCAGUUUGUAAACUGUUGAGGGCGCUACAUAGUUUCGUCUGCCAUUCAUUACAACAAAAACUUUUGUGAUUUUGUAGGUUUAAAAAGUCACAAAAAAGACAUCAUGCCGGACCAUUUAGGGGGUGAUAUGCGGAAAGUAAAGAAAGAAGAGGAGAAAGAAGACAAACCAAUACAAGCACUCGAUGAAGGAGAUAUCGCACUUCUUAAGACAUAUGGCUCAGGACCCUACACGUCAGUCAUCAAAACAGUGGAGGAUGACAUCCAGAGUGCCAUGAAGAAGGUCAAUGAACUUUCAGGCAUCAAAGAAUCCGACACAGGUCUGGCCAAUCCAGCACUGUGGGAUCUUCAGGCUGACAAGCAGACACUACAGAGUGAACAGCCGCUACAGGUUGCAAGAUGCACCAAAAUCAUCAACGCAGACAGCGACGAUGCCAAGUACAUCAUCAACGUCAAACAGUUUGCCAAGUUUGUGGUAGAUCUCCAUGACAACGUGGCACCCACAGACAUCGAGGAGGGCAUGAGAGUAGGGGUUGACAGAAACAAAUACCAGAUUCACAUUCCUCUGCCUCCGAAGAUUGACCCUACUGUCACAAUGAUGCAGGUUGAGGAAAAGCCAGACGUGACGUAUUCUGACGUCGGAGGCUGCAAGGAGCAAAUUGAGAAACUCAGGGAAGUCGUAGAGACACCUCUCCUUCACCCAGAGAAAUUUGUGAAUCUGGGCAUCGAGCCCCCCAAGGGCGUGCUGCUGUACGGCCCGCCGGGUACCGGCAAGACCCUAUGUGCUCGGGCCGUGGCUAAUAGGACGGACGCCUGCUUCAUCAGGGUCAUCGGAUCAGAGCUGGUCCAGAAAUACGUCGGGGAGGGAGCUAGAAUGGUGCGCGAGCUCUUUGAGAUGGCCCGAACCAAGAAAGCCUGCCUCAUCUUCUUUGACGAGAUUGACGCCAUUGGAGGUGCUCGGUUUGACGACGGCGCCGGUGGCGACAACGAGGUCCAGCGUACCAUGCUGGAGCUCAUCAACCAAUUGGACGGCUUCGAUCCCCGCGGCAACAUCAAGGUCCUCAUGGCAACCAACCGGCCCGAUACGCUGGACCCCGCUCUCGUCCGACCGGGCCGGCUGGACAGGAAGGUGGAGUUUGGACUGCCGGAUCUAGAGGGCCGGACACACAUUUUCAAGAUCCAUGCUCGCUCCAUGAGUGUGGAGAGAGACAUCCGAUAUGAGCUGCUAGCGAGACUCUGCCCCAACUGCACAGGCGCUGAAAUCCGUAGUGUGUGCACCGAGGCCGGCAUGUUUGCGAUCCGCGCAAGGAGAAAGGUGGCCUCCGAAAAAGACUUCCGCGAAGCUAUCAACAAAGUCAUCAAGGCCUACGCCAAGUUCAGCUCCACUCCACGCUACAUGACGUACAAUUAGGUUCAUCUAAUUAUUCUAAAACUAUUCCUGUCAAAAAAAAUUGUAAGGUCUGUUCCAGGCAAAUGAGGAGUUCUUUUUUUUGUAUUUCAGUUUUCUGAGGAUUUGUCUGAUAAUAUGGGUAUUUAUAAAGCGCACGUAUCCACCAGUAUUGCUGCUCAAGGCACUACAUCAUUAUUACCCUGCUCAUUGGGCCAAUGAAACAUUCCAAAGACAAUCUCAGCUCCCUGGGGAGUAUACAGCUCCAUGCUGCCCUUUCGGCGCAAAGCUGCUUAAAUCAACCACAAUAACCACCUCUGCCCUGACAGGUACCCAUUUACUCCUGGGUGGAGAGAAGCAAUGAGUGACAAAGUGCCUUGCCCAAGGGCACACGCACCAUAGCCGCUGGCUGGACUCGAACCCACAACCUGCAGAAUUACCCGCAGACCACAAAUUCAUUGCUCCAGACCACGAGGCCACGGGGCUCCACAUAAUGAGACUUUCCAGUACACCACAUUCGCAGUUCACUGGUCUUAGUGUAUUUUCUGUUAAUGCAACAAAUCAAAAAACUGAUUUGCUCAAAAUGGAGAAUGUUCACUCAAUACCAUAUUUAUAUUAGGGGCCACUUUUUCAUGGGCUUCUGAAUCAAAAGUUGGCUAAGCUUAAAAAAAAAAAGGCCGAAACCAAAAAACUGCUUUGCAGAAAUCAGUUUCCAACCAAACUGAUGUUUAUUGGUUGUGACUGUUUCAGUUAAUUUCUGCUGAACAAGUGAACUUUCAAUUCCUGUUCAGAUUUCAGUUUUCAGUUGUUGAAAUGGAUCUUGCACUUUCAAAGAAAGUAAAUACAUUUUCAUAAAGUUUCUUUUAGUUAUAAUUUUAUAGCAAUUUCUCCCCAGCAGUGUAAACCUUCAUGGAUUUCCUUGUUAACUCAACUAGGAUAAGCAUAUCACAAAGACGCACUCAAAAAGUACACUUGUAACUUGUAACUUUAAUAACUUAAAAUGUACACGUGUUCAUUGUCGCUAAUAAACUGGAGACAAUAUAUGUUUGAA